Molecule: messenger RNA, 4898 nt
Organism: Polypterus senegalus (gray bichir)
Lineage: Eukaryota; Metazoa; Chordata; Cladistia; Polypteriformes; Polypteridae
Product: zinc finger protein 658B-like
Exons: 6
Coding region: 298-3957 (1219 amino acids)
Biological process (GO): regulation of transcription by RNA polymerase II
Cellular component (GO): nucleus
Molecular function (GO): DNA-binding transcription factor activity, RNA polymerase II-specific; RNA polymerase II cis-regulatory region sequence-specific DNA binding
Source: RefSeq, a predicted model, not a curated record
UGCUGCUAAUUGCUGCUGGCUUCUUCACUCAGUUAUACGCAUUAGACGUGUGUAAAGACAGGAGGUCAUUGGAAAAUACAGGUAUUUCUAGGCGUAAGGUUAUUAUUAUUUUUUUUUUUUUCCUUAUCUUCAUCACACUCCAGUCCAGUUGGUGUCGGUAAUGCACCUUGAGUUGGUUUGCCAACCAUCAUUAAAUAAACGAAGGAGAUGAUGAAGAAAAGUAAAUACACGUGGUAAGAAGGACGCUGCCACUUCAAUAUCGAGUUGGUGUGGCCAGCUGUGCAGGUACAUCUAGAUAUGGCAUAUAAAGAUGAAGAGGGGGUCUCAGACAAAGUGUGGGAUGAAGAGGAAAAGAAUAACCUCACACUACACAAGAGCCUCAUUUCUAUGCCUACUAUGAAGAACAUCAAGGAAGAGGACUGUGAGUGGGAGUCUGCAUAUUUACAGCAGCACCACCUCGGAAUUAAGGAGGAGGACUAUGAAAGAGUGGUCUGGGACAUUAAAGAAGACUCGGAACCAGCUUCUGACAUCACCAACAUUCAGAGAAAUGAAACUAUCAGUGGCAUAAAGAAAGAAAACCUAAAAUCGGAGUCGGACUCUCUGUGUUUCUAUCCCGAUGAAAAGGCUCCUGGAUUGGGCUUGACGCCUAGUAGCCUGUGCUCCCUGCAACAUCAACUGAAGGCUGAAUCUUUGGAAUCUGACAUGAAGAAGACUGCAAAAGCACUGGGGGAUAUCCAUCAUGAAGAAGAUUUCAUAAAGAGUAGCAGCUGCUUAUCUUCAUUGGCUCAGACGUCUCUAACGUGCAGAUCACAACAGACAAUACCUGAUGAAAAUAUGAAGAAAUCAACAUGUGACUCGGAGAGUUUGAGAUCAGCUUUUUUAGAUGGUAGCUCUCUGCUUGGUGAUGCAAUUGACACUCCAUUAGAGGGACUCUGUACAAAUUCAUCAACUUCAUUUAUAUGCCAAGAGCAGAAAGAACAAUUUAAAACUGAAUCGAAAUGCAAGCAGAGUCAGAAUAGACAGAAACUUUAUACCUGUUCUGAAUGUGGCAGACAACUCACACUAAAGAGCAGCCUAAAGAAACACAUGCGAAUUCACACUGGAGAGAGGCCAUAUUCUUGUACCACAUGUGACAAGCGAUUCUCCACCAGUGGGGCUCUUCGGAUCCAUGCAAAAAUCCACACUGGAGAAAAGCAAUUUUGCUGUUUAGACUGUGGCAAACAAUUCUAUGAAAGGAGCCGUCUUCGGGUUCAUAUGAAAAUUCACACGGGAGAGAAACUGUAUUGCUGUUCUGAAUGUGGGAAAGGAUUCUCCUCCAGUGCAAUUCUUAGGAACCACACAACAAUUCACACCGGAGAGAAGCCUUAUUGUUGUUCUGAAUGUGGUAAACGAUUCGCUGAUAGAAGCAGCCUUCGUAGACACGUGAAAAUUCACACUGGGGAGAAGACUCAUUUCUGUUCUGAAUGUGGCAAAGGAUUCCUGCAUAAGAGCCAUCUUCAGACCCACAUAAGAAGUCAUACUGGACAGAAGCCAUAUUGUUGUUCUGAAUGUAACAAGCAGUUCACCGACAGGAGCAGUCUUCAGACACAUAAAAGAAUUCACACUGGUGAGAAACCAUUUCAUUGUUUUGAAUGUGGGAAACAAUUUUUUGGCAAUUACAAUUUGCAAGUACAUUCAAGAAUUCACAUUGGAGAGAGGCCAUAUUGCUGUUCAGAAUGUGGCAAGCGAUUCUUGUGCAAGAGCCAUCUUCAGAUCCACAUAAGAACACACACAGGAGAGAAGCCAUAUUCCUGCUCUGAAUGUGGUAAGCGGUUCUCCACCAACAGCAGUCUUCAUUGCCAUAUCAGAAUUCACACAGGAGAGAAGCCUUAUUCUUGUUCUGAAUGUGGCAAGAGAUUCUCUGAUAAAAGUAGUCGUCGAAAUCAUUUAAGAAGUCACACAAGGGAGAGGGACAGAAAAGAGAAAGAGAUGGCGAAAUUGUUGUGGACGAGGUCAAAGGGAGGAGAAGAAGGAUGCUGCCAUUUCACGUUGUACAAUAUGGACCGGGUGUGGCCAGCUGUGCAGGCACGUCUAGAUAUGGCACGUAAAGGUGAAGAGGGGGUCUUGGACAAAGUGUGGGACGAGGAGGAAAAGAAUAACCUCACACUGCGCAAUAGCUUCGUUUCUAUAUCUACCAUGGAGAACAGACGUAUGAACAUUAAGGAAGAAGACUGUGAGUGGGAGUCUGCUUACUUACAGCAGGAGCACCUCAGCAUUAAGGAGGAGUACUGUGAAAGAGUGGUCUGGGACGUUAAAGGAGACUCUGAACCAGCUUCUGACAGCACCAACAUUCAGAGAAAUGAAACUCUCAGUGGCAUAAAGAAAGAAAACCUUAAAUCGGAGUCGGACUCUCAGUGUUUCUAUCCCGAUGAAAAGUCUGCUGGAUUAGGCUUGACGCCCGGUAGUCUGUGCUCCCUGCAACAUCAUUUGAAGUCUGAAUCUUUGGAAUCUGACAUGAAGAAGACUGCAAACGCAUUGAGGGAUACCCAUCAUGACGAAGAUUUCAUAAAGAGUGGCAGCUGCGUAUCUUCAUUGACUCAGACUUAUCUACAGUGCAGACCACAACAGCCACCACAUGAUGAAAAUAUGAAGAAAUCAACAUGUGAAUCAGAGAGUUUGAGAUCAGCUUUUUUGGAGAGUAACUCUCUGCUUGGUGAUACAAUUGACAUUCAAUUACAGGCAUUCAAUGCAAAUUCAUCAACAUCAUAUGUCUGUCAAGAGCAGAAAGAACAAUUUAAAAGUGAAUCGGAAUGCAAGCAGAGUCAAAAUAGACAGAAGCCGUAUAGCUGUUCUGAAUGUGGGAAACAUUUCUCACUAAAGAGCAGCCUAAAGAAACACACGCGAAUUCACACUGGAGAAAGGCCAUAUUCUUGUACCACAUGUGACAAGCGAUUCUCCACCAGUGGGAAUCUUCAGAUCCACACAAGAAUCCACACUGGAGAAAAGCCAUAUUGCUGUUCAGACUGUGGCAAACAGUUCUAUGAUAGGAGCCAUCUUCGGGCCCAUAUAAAAAUUCACAUUGGAGAGAAACAAUAUUGCUGUUCUGAAUGUGGUAAACGAUUCUUGCACAGCAACAGUUUUCGGACUCACAUGAGAAUUCACACAGGUGAGAAGCCAUUUUGUUGUUCUGUAUGCGGGAAAAGAUUCUCGUCCAGCGAGCUUCUUAAGACCCAUACAAGAAUUCACACCGGUGAGAAGCCUUAUUGUUGUUCUGAAUGUGGGAAACGGUUUGCUGAUAGAAGCAGUCUUCGGAGACACAUGAAAAUUCACACUGGAAAGAGGCCUCAUUCCUGUUCUGAAUGUGGCAAAGGAUUCAUUAACAGGAAUCAACUUCGGAGCCACUCAAGAAUUCAUACUGGAGAGAAGCCAUAUUGUUGUUCUGAAUGUGGCAAAGGAUUUUCAGCAAGCAGCAGUCUGCAGAAACACAUGAGCAUUCACACUGGACAGAAACCAUAUCACUGUUCUGAAUGUAACAAGCAAUUCACCGACAGAAGUCGUCUUCAAAUACAUACAAGAAUACACACUGGUGAGAAGCCAUUUCAUUGUUCUGAAUGUGGGAAACAAUUUUUUGCCAAUUGCAAUUUACAAGUACACUCAAAAAUUCACAUUGGAGAGAGGCCAUAUUGCUGUUCAGAAUGUGGCAAGCGAUUUUUGUACAAGAGGCAUCUUCAGAUCCACAUAAGAACACACACAGGAGAGAAGCCAUAUUCCUGCUCUGAAUGUGGUAAGCGGUUCUCCACCAACAGCAGUCUUCGUUGCCAUUUUAGAAUUCACACAGGAGAGAAGCCUUAUUCUUGUUCUGAAUGUGACAAGAGAUUCUCUGAUAAAAGUACUCUUCGAAGUCAUUUAAGAAUACACACAAGGGAACAGGAAAAAAAAGAUAAAGAGAUGGUACAAGUUGUUGCUUUUAUGGCCUAAUUACAACAACUAAUUUUUAGAGUUCUGUCCAGACAGUCCCAUUUUUGUCUCCAGACUAGAGGAUCUUUUUCCUUGGGCUCUCGGAUUCCUUUAAAUGCUCUUCAGCAAACUCCCAGCUAGCUGUUAUUAGGUACCUUAUAGAUGGAGGUCUGCUGAGGUGGUCGUCCUGACGGGUUCUGCCAUCUUAAUGCAGGACUUGUGAAGCUUUGACAGAGUAACCACUGGGUUCUUGGUCACCAACACAACCACAUUACGCAGUUUAUCCAGUUGGUCAGCUGUAGAAACAAUUCUGGUGGUUCCAAACUUCUUCCAUUUCCCAGUGAUCGGGGUCACUGUGCUCCUAGAGUCACUCAAAACCUGAGAAAUGGUGCUAUCCCCUUACUCUGACCUGUGCGUCACCACAGUUUGAUCAUGCUGGUCUACAGAGAGGUCCUUCAACUUCAUGGUUGGUUUUUGUGCUGCUAUGUCGUGCAAUCUGUGGGACCUUCUCUACACAGGUGUGUGUCUUUUCUGAACGACGUCCAGUCAAUUGUUUGCCACAGGCGAACUCCUGUCAAGUUCUAGACGUGUCUCAAGGAUGAGCACAAUUUGAAGGGAAAGAGCUGAGACUCUGAGAGCUUAUACAAGUGAGGAGUUUCACUUUUUGAUUUUUAAUAAAUGUGCUAACAUUUCUGAAAACCUGCUUCCGCUCUGUAAUUAUGGGUUAUUGAGUGUAGAUUGAUGGGCAAAAGAUGGGAUAUGAAAACAUUUUAAAGUGAAAUCUUCAAUGCAAUCAAGUGUGUAAAAAGUGAAGGGGGCUCCAUACUUAAUUGAUCGUUCCACCAUGUGUGUAUAGAUAGAAUAGUUUAUUUUUAUUUAGCCCAAAGUCAAAGGAGGAGGGCUGUAAUUGGGUUUUAACGUCCCCAACCUUAACUGUCUAAGAAGACAAGACAAAAAAAAAA